Molecule: messenger RNA, 1000 nt
Organism: Astyanax mexicanus (Mexican tetra)
Lineage: Eukaryota; Metazoa; Chordata; Actinopteri; Characiformes; Acestrorhamphidae
Exons: 2
Coding region: 217-993 (258 amino acids)
Source: RefSeq, a predicted model, not a curated record
ACGCGGUGAGUGACGCAACUUCCGGCCUGCGAACCUGCUUGCUGUUUGUUUAGCUCCUCUCUGUUUUAGCUAUUUGUUUACGUUUUCUACUACUUAUUAACUUUUAACCGUCUUAUAACCCUCCUAAACUUAUAAAAUCCCUCAGGUAGCCAUUAUUUUUGUGUUAUUUAUCGAUUUUUGCCGUUUUUUUGUGUGUUUUGUGCUUACUUCGAGGUAAUGGCGUGUGCGGAGGAUCGUGCUCUCCUGACACUCAGCGAGGAGCUCGUCCGUCUGGAUCAGCAGAUCCACCACCUGCUCGAGAGGCAGUCGGAGCUCCACAGGCAGAGGACGAGGCUGGAGGAAUCCCGCGACGCCACCUUCGCGGCCGUCUCCAACCCGGUGCUGCCGGCGCGGCGGACCCCGGCGGUCGUUUGCUUCACCCCCACUCCGGGAGGGGCCUGGGAGCGGCAGCGCGGCCGAGGAAAGCGGGUUUCCCCCCUACCUUCUCAGCCGGAUUUUGCCUCCGCAAACCGGUUUGAGGUCCUCAGCUCGUCGCCGUCGCCUCCUUCACCUCCCCCAGCCCCGAGGAAAACAGAUAAGGGCACUCGGGUCCUGGACGUCGCCCGGCGGCUUCCUACGGUGCUUCGGCAUCGCGGGGACCCCGGCACCGUCAUCCUGCAUGUGGGUACCAACGACACGUCCGCCCGGCGCAGUGAGGUCCUGAAGGAGCACUUUCGCACUCUUCUGGACACCGCUCGCAGACUGACCCGCGCCCGCCUCCUCAUCUCUGGUCCGAUGCCCACCUACCGCCGCGGGAGCCAGCCGUUCAGCCGCCUCUACGCUCUCCACUGCUGGCUGCGGGACUGGUGCUCUGCUAGUGGAGUUGGCUACGUGGACAACUGGGAGAGUUUUCGGGAACGUCCAGCCCUCUUCCACCGAGACGGGCUUCACCCCAGCCGCCUGGGAUCCACCGUCCUCUCUGGUAACAUUGAAGCGGUGCUACGCCGGGACUGACUGGCUC